GGGUCAAUGCAGAAGGGUUUUCUUGCAAGACACAAUUUGUUCUUCAGCAGGAGUUAGAGGUGGAGGGGAAAAAGGAGCGAAACAUCUGGCAAUGGCUGUUUACCUUUUUGUGAUUUUUCUUUUUUCCUUUUGUACAUCUCUUCAAAUGUCUGAUAGUGGAAUAUUUUUAAUUUAUAAUGAAGAUAGCAAGCUCUGCGCCCAAGCUCAAAGCAGCAGCUCAGUCAUAACUGCCAUGUGCAAUGAGAACAAUGAGUUGCAGAGGUUCAGAUGGAUCUCGGCCACACAGCUGCUGAGCAUGGGGAUGAAGCUGUGCCUGGCAGUGCUCACCCAGGAUGAUGGGGCUGCUAUCACAUUGGAAACCUGCAACAGGACGAGCAAACUUCAGAGGUGGGAAUGUAAGGAUGAGGCACUUUCAAUCCAAGACAAGGAUUUGUUUCUCAACUAUGGCACAGGGAAGGGGAAGAAAAUCAGGUUGUCCAAAGAAUCAGGCAAAGGGAGCCAGUGGAAAAUCCAUGGAACUGCAGGCAGCAUAUGUUCCAGGCCCUAUGAGGAUAUAUAUACACUGGGAGGAAAUAAUUUUGGUGCACCUUGUGUGUUCCCUUUCAAGUUCAAUGAUAAAUGGUUUGCUGAGUGCAUCCGUAAGACUGAUGAUGCAAGCACUCUCUGGUGUGCAACUACUUCAGAUUUUGAUAAAGACCAACGUUUUGGAAAUUGUCCAUUAAAAGACACUCUCCACAAAGACUUUUGGAAAACAAAUCCUUUGACUGAAACCCAUUAUCAGAUAAACUCAAACUCGCUUUUGACAUGGCACCAAGCAAAAAGAAGCUGCCAGCAGCAGAAUGCAGAAUUAUUAAGUGUCACAAACCCUCAUGAAGAGAUGUUUUUAUUAGGGCUUACCAGUGAUCUGGGAUUCGAUGCCAAGCUCUGGACUGGUCUUGUCAGACGACUUGAUAGCAGCUGGGAAUGGACUGAGGGUAGUCCUCUCAGAUAUUUGAACUGGGCUCCAGGAAAUCCCUCUGUGGAGCUUCUAAAAAUGUGUGGAACCUUCCAAGGCAGGAAUGGCAAAUGGGAAAAUGUGGCAUGUAAUCAAAAGCUGGGAUAUAUCUGCCAAAAGAGAAAUUCUUCCAUUGUGGAUGACUCCUUUACUGUUCCCUCAGGAGACACGAAGCCUGUUAAGUGCCCCGAGGAAUGGGUAGCCUAUACAGGUCAUUGCUAUAGAAUUUACAGAACACCCAAAAUAUGGAAACAAGCCCAGUCAUCUUGUAGAAAAGAAGAUGGAGACCUGACAAGUAUUCAUAAUGUUGAGGAGUACAGUUUUAUAGUGUCUCAACUUGGGUACAAGCCAGAUGAUGAGCUAUGGAUUGGUUUAAAUGACUUCAGGUUUCAGAUGUAUUUUGAAUGGAGUGAUGGGACACCUGUGACAUACACCAAGUGGCAGCAAAGACAGCCGACCCACACACCUAAUAAGGCAGACUGCAUUGUUAUGAAUGGAGAGGAUGGGUUCUGGGCUGACAGUACCUGUGAAAGAAAACUUGGUUACAUCUGUAAAAGAAAACCCUUGGCAGAAGAAUCAGGGGAAGCUGAAGUUACUUACCCGGGAUGCCAGAAAGGCUGGAUGAAGCACGGCUUUUACUGCUACUCCAUAGGGCAACUGCCAGCAACAUUUUCAGAAGCAAAACUUAUCUGUGAAGAAAAUAAAGCUCACCUGGCUACUGUGAGAGACAGAUAUGAACAGGCUUUUUUAACUUCUAUAAUUGGAUUCAAGCCAGUGAAAUAUUUCUGGAUUGGACUCUCGGACAUGGAGGAGCAGGGCACGUUCAGGUGGGCUGGUGGGGACCCAGUCAUCUUCACUCACUGGAACAUGGGAAUGCCAGGAAGGGAGCCAGGCUGUGUGGCCAUGAGAACAGGAACUUCAGCUGGAUUAUGGGAUAUUCUCAAUUGUGAAGAAAAAAACCUGUUCCUGUGCAAGCAGCUGGUGGAGGGAGCGACCCCACCACCCCCUCUGACGACUCCUCCGCCUCCGUCCUGCCCGGACGAAUGGCAAUCCAUUCCUCAGAGCAGCUUCUGCUUCAAAAUUUUUCAGAGAGGAAGGGAGAAAAUGCAAACAUGGAUUGGUGCAAGAGAUUUUUGCAGAGCUAUUGGAGGAGAUCUGGCAUGUAUCCACAGUGAAGAAGAGCAGAAACUAAUAUCUAGUUUAAAUAAAGACUAUCGUCACGUAUCUUACUGGAUGGGUUUAAAUGCCUUGGGCUCCGAUGGAGGAUUUACGUGGUGCGAUGGUUCACCAGUAAAUUUUCAAAAAUGGGCAAAUGGAGAACCAAACAAUUAUGAUGGAAAUGAAAAAUGUGGAGUGUUUUAUGGCUAUAAUGAUAUGAAAUGGAAUGAUAUGUUUUGUGAACAUAUGCAGGACUAUGUUUGUCAAAUAAAAAAAGGAGCAACACUGAAACCAGAACCUACAUCCACAUUUGAUUAUGAAUACAUUGUUAGUGAAGAUGACUGGAUAAUAUAUAAUCACAAGGAAUAUUACUUUAGCAAGGAAGAAAUGCCUAUGGAAAAAGCAAGGGAAUACUGCAAGAAGAAUGGCGGUGAUCUUGCCAUCAUUGAGAAUGAAAGUGAAAGAACAUUUCUUUGGAAAUAUACUUUUUAUAAAGAUCGAGGAAAUAACUUUUUUAUUGGCUUAACUGUGAGCCUUGACAAGACGUUCCGGUGGAUAGAUGGAAGUACUGUAAACUAUGUUGCCUGGGCCCCAAAUGAACCCAACUUUGCAAAUAAUGAUGAAAACUGUGUGGUGAUGUAUACUCAAACAGGUACAUGGAAUGACCUCAACUGUGGCAGUGUUGAGCUUUUCAUCUGUGAAAGGCUUAACAGAACUGUUCGUCCAAGUAUUGCUCCCACGGUACCACCACCCAAGGGUGGGUGUCCAGAAGACUGGCUCUUCUUUGAUAAUAAGUGUUUCAAAGCAUUUGGCCUUAAUGAAAAUUAUACACUGACAUGGCAUGCUGCACGGAACAAUUGUAUUACUUCUGGAGGAAACCUGGCUACUAUCUCAAAAAAGGAAAAUCAAGCUUUCCUCAUGUCUCUCUUAAAAAAUACUGCAACUGAUGCCUGGAUUGGACUGAAUGACAUAAAUCAUGAGCAUACAUACUUAUGGACAGAUGGAAGUCCAGUUUACUACACAAAUUGGGCAAAAGGUUCCCGAAGUUACUAUAGUAAGGAUGACUGUGUCUAUAUGAAGAAGAACCCUAUUGAACAAGCAGGGAAAUGGAAAGAUGGCGACUGUAAAGCAAGCAAAAGCUACAUAUGCCAGAAAAAUACUGACCCUAAAUUGCAAAGCUCCCAAGCCGUAGUUCCAAUGUUUGGCUUUAACAACUAUGAUGAUGACCGCUAUGCAGUCAUCAACUAUAAAAUGAACUGGGAAGAAGCGCAGAAGAAUUGCAAAGACCAGCAUGCAGAUCUUGCCAGCAUUUUAGAUCCUUAUGUUGAAGCUUACCUGUGGUUACAAACACUAAAGCAUGGAGAGCCUGUAUGGAUUGGUCUUAACAGCAACACGACUCAUGGCCUUUACAUGUGGUCAGAUAGAAGGAGGAGCAGAUAUCAUAACUGGGCCAGUGGAGAACCAAAUAAGAAUGCAGCCUGUGCCUAUUUAGAUUUGGAUGGUUUUUGGAAGACAACAUCUUGCAAUGAAACAUUUUUAUCUCUCUGUAAACAAUCUGAUGAGUUAAUUCCUACCGAAUCGCCACAGCUUCCUGGAAAGUGUCCUGAACCAAAGCAAGGUAGAUCUUGGAUUCCCUUUCGUGGCCAUUGCUACUAUGUUCACACCACUUCUGAAGCAAGCUGGCCUGCUGCUUCCAUGAUGUGUAUUCAGAUGGGUGCUUCUCUGGUUUCCAUUGAAGAUCCAGCUGAAAUGAACUUCCUUUUACUUUACUUGUCUCCAUUUGCAAGUGAUAACAGAAAAUUUUGGAUAGGAUUGUUCAAAAAUAUUGAAGGGGAAUGGAUGUGGUCAGACAGAAGUGUGGUAGAAUUUGUCAACUGGGAGAAAGGAGAGCCUACAGUGAUGUAUGACAAACACUGUGUGCACAUGGAUGUCUCAAGUGGAGCCUGGAGGAACUAUUACUGCUCUGUUGACCGCAAUUUCAUUUGUAAAAUCCCAAAGAUCAUUGAAGUUGAACCAACCCAUGAUUCAUCUGUCAGUCAAGCAUCAAAAAGAGAAGCUGCUGUUUCGUCCUCACAUAGUCGAGCUGUGAUGAUUGUUACACUAAUCUUCCUUCUGCUAGCAGGAACUGGCCUUAUAGUCUACUUUUUCUACAAGAAGAGACGUGAGCAGACAACUGUUACAGCCAGUUUUGGCAAUGCCAUAUACUGUGGUACUCCUGAUCCUGGAACUCAUGAAUCAAAAUGUCUUGUGACCAAUAUUGAAGAAAAUGAACAGGCAAUGCUUUAGUAAGUAGGGUAAACUUGGGCCUGAUUGGAAAAGAACUGAAGUACUGGAAUACCAGAAUUCUGAAGUUAAACUGAUUUUCUCCUAUGGAAAUUACUGUUCAUUUUGCACAGGAUACUUCUUGCUUGUAUUAACAGGAACAAGCAAUCUUGCAACACUCUAAAUCUGCUCACAAACAGUAGUUCUUGGGAGGACUGUUGAACAUGCAUAAAACCCUGGGACUACACUGUGUAAAGGAACACUCAGGAUGUUCCAAUCAAUGCAUGGGUCCUGCAUCACUCUUAGAUACUGGGAUAACCGUACUCAUCACAGGAAACAGUGAGAGUAAAUGCCUUAGCAUUCUCCAAAAAGUACAUCUAGAUCUGUAGGAGUCCUGGAGAUGCCACCUCUGAUCUCCAGCACAGACUGGCAAAUUUGUAUAGAUUAGAUGUCACCUCCUAGAUCACUUGGUACACAUUCAUGCUGGAGCAGGACCAGCACCCUGCCCCAGCUAGGUAGCCUACUUCAAUGUUUUUACAUGCUCUUGGUAAAGAUUGCUGUCUUUGUAUCACAUUUGAAUGUCCCUUAUCUUCCCACUCUUGUAUAGCAAAAGUCUGUGCAUCUUUGACAAGAUUUUGGUUGCAUAUUUUCUAUAAAGACCCAUUUAGCUAAUUGAAUAUAACAGUCAGGUCUCUCAUUAGCCUAUUCUCCUCUUUGCUUUGAGGCUCCUCUUGUCAUAUAUCCAUACAUCAAGUCUCCUAUUCCUCUCAGUGUCCCUUGGCUGGACUUUAGUUCUCUAUCCAGCUCCAGCACAUACUGAUACAUGGAGACCACCUCAGACAAAGCCUGGACUUUGAAUCAUUGACUGUUACCCUUUCAGCCCCCUACUCCAAGCAGUUUUUCACCAACCUUGCAGUACGUGCGCUGUAGAAUGUGAGAGGAUUUUGAAAAUCCUAAAUGACAUUAAUUUUUCUCCCCUUCUUUGGGGAUUGUGAGCCAAUUAUUUUUUCAUAUGAAGUACUCAGUUUGGCCAGGCACAAUUCACCCUUUGUAAAUGUGUUCUGUUUGCUUCUUCUUUUUCUUGGCUUAUUUUGUUUCUGGAAAUGGCUUCCAAGAGAAUUGUUCCAUAGACCUCCUAAGGACUGAGGCCACCUCCUCCACUCACUGUAACUUGUCAGAGGUGAUAGAGUGCAGACUCCUAGUGACCACAGACAGUUCCCUCAGAAUCCUCAGGUAUAACCAUUCAGGUCUCAUGCACUUCUAGAUAUACAGCUAGCUCAAUCCUUCUGUGGCAUGCAUAGCACUUUUCUCCACUAGCAUCUGCUGCUAGCUAUUCAAGACCUGUGGAGUGUGAGGGGUGAUUGAUGGCACUGAAUACCUCAGUCAUGAGCUUUGUAGACCUCCUUCUCCUUCAGCUGUGGAACCACGUCUUCCUUUUCUGCUGAAGUACCUACUGAAACCCUUUGUGUUGCCUUUCAUUUUCCUGGCUAGUCUCAACCCCAGCUGAGCUUUCGCUUUCCUUGUCCUGUCUUGGUGUGCCCAGGACAUGUCCCUGUAUGUGUACUGAGUGGCUUGUGCCUUUUUCAACUUGUAUACACUACCCUUUGAGUUUCAUCUCAAUCAGAAAUUUCCCAUAAAGAUAGGCUUGCUUGCUUCCCUGCCUACUUUGUGCCUUGUACAUUGGGACAGGCUGUUCUUGAGCUUUAAGGAGGUUGUUCUUGAAGAUGCAAAAGCUAUUCUGGAGUCCUCGGCAUUUCAAUUACCACAUCUGGACUUGAUUUUCCUUUGAAUCACCACUGUGUAAAUUCAGGUCAGAAACCUCCAAAAUGCAGCUAUUACAUAUUCUCAUAGUGGGAUUUCUACAUAUCUGUAACACAGGAGUGAUACAAUACUUCAGGGUAUUUCCUCACAAAAAUGUUAUUUAACCUUGUUUUACUGGUCAUUUGUAAAAUGCCAGUCAUUUCUGAAUUAACACAUUUUCCUCUUCAUAUGACUAAUACAAAGAUUGAGAGGUAAGCUAAGAAGUAUAUUGUGAGUAGAAACAUUUUCUCAUUUAAAUAACAUAAUAGGAAUUUCAAUAGUUUCCAUGAAAGGAGAACAGGCAGGAUGCAAUAGACUGAAUUCAUACAUGACAAAAUUAUUUAAAAUUUCUCAUUGAAAUUACCAAUACCAGUGAAGAUUUCAUACCUUUUUAGUCCAUUUCUUCAAAGUCUGAAGCUUGUUAUUAGGAAGGCUUUCAUAAUUUCAAACCGAAUUCUCCCUCUCAAAGUCUGUUUCAAUUCUGUGAGCUUUGUUCAAGACUUCAUGACUAAGCCUGCAUUUCAUAUGAGUGUAUUGUCUGCUUUCAGAGAGUCUAAAAAUAUGCAGUAUUCCCAUAUAGUCUUUUUUUUUUUUAACUUUUCCCAUGGAUCUUAUGCUAAAUGUAAACAAUCAAAUGACUUGAAGCUCUUAGUUUCAAGAAGGUCUUUAUUUAAUUUGUUAUUUUUUUUUAUAUUUUAAUCUUUUGACAGACUUUAAUCAUGUUUAAGUUAAAGUAUUUUACUUGUACAUGAAAUAUAUGUAAAUAAGUUUUUGUUCUACUUUGAUUUACUCAAUAAUCAUUAAAAGGCUGGUUGUAAGUAAAA
Gallus gallus (chicken) is the source of this 7038-nucleotide messenger RNA. It is a transcript of the gene MRC4, whose product is annotated as macrophage mannose receptor 1-like 4. The transcript has 30 exons. Lineage: Eukaryota; Metazoa; Chordata; Aves; Galliformes; Phasianidae. The record is from RefSeq and is marked provisional. Gene Ontology annotation, molecular function: signaling receptor activity. The coding region runs from base 92 to 4438 and encodes 1448 amino acids.